AUGUCUGCCGCCGAUUCCUGCAUGCCGCCCAACACCAUCCUCCUGACUGGAGUCACGGGCUUCGUGGGCAAAGUCGUACUCGAGGAACUCAUUCGCCGCCGAGACGCACAAGACAUACAAUUUGAUCGGAUAUUGGUGCUGAUCCGGUCAUCCCGCAACCUGAGCGCUCCCGAGCGGUUCGUGAAUGGAAUCGUCAGGUCAAGGUGCUUCUCAAGACUGCAAAAGGGCUGGGACAGAGAUAUCGAAGUCUUGCCUGGCGACCUCAUGGAACCCAACUGCGGACUCGGCGCUCACGAGCUCGACAACCUGGCGACUAGGGUGACACAUGUCAUCCACUGUGCAGGAUGCGUCGCCUUCGAUACCUCCCUCAAUGUGCUUCUAGCGGAGAACGUCACCGCCAGCCUGAACAUCCUCCAGCUAUCUCAGAACUGUCAAAAUCUCAAGCGCCUCGUCGUCACCUCUACGGCAUAUGUUACACCCAACAGAAAAGGGCCCAUCUGGGAGGAACUGGCUCCUUUGCCGCACCCUGCCCAACAGAUCCUGCAAGACUUACACGACGGAAGGAAGGAUGCCGAACGAACCCGUAGCGAGACCGGACAUCCCAACAAUUACACGCUCGCAAAGUGCCUGGCUGAACACUUUGUUGUGCAGAAGAAGAAAUCUACUCCAUUGACAAUCUAUCCGUUUCCAGGAUGGAUUGACAGUUAUGCGGCGCUAGGUGGCCCCAUAUCUGCCUUUGCACUCGGCGGCCUGAAGGUUCUACAUGGAGACCCUCAUACCAUGCUCGAUGUUGUGCCGGUGGACGUGGUCGCCGACUGUCUGAUCAGAGAAGCUCUCCAGCUCCAGGAGCGAAACAUCGACUACGAGACAGCGCCAGCAAAGAUUGUGCAUUGUGUCUCGACCAUCCACGACGGCCAGAGCACUUGGGACGUUGUCACCAGCACUGUCCGGUAUUUUGAGCGGCCUGAGAACAUUCUUCUCUAUCAACCGAAAGGCUGGUACAUUGGGACGGACGAUCGGUUGUUCUACUUCUACGAGUUCUUUUUCCAGUACUUGCCUGUCAAGAUGACAGAGCUCGGAUCGCUCAUGACGCUCGACUGGGAACGUGCGGCAAAGGCUAGAAAGACGCUGGUCAGGCUCGGACAGGUUGACACCCAUUUUCGGUACUUCGUCGAGCACACCUACGACUACCGCUGCUCUACGAAGAUCCUUCCGAGCAACUUUGACCGAGAGAACUAUAUGCAGGUAAUCCUUAAGGGUAUGAAAGAAUAUCUCUUGGUGCCGCUUGUGGAAAGGAUGAAGGCGAGAAAGACUCGCAUGCGGGAUGAUUCUGGUGUAUGA
Diaporthe batatas is the source of this 1341-nucleotide messenger RNA. RefSeq lists its product as uncharacterized. The transcript has 2 exons. Bases 1 to 1341 code for a protein of 446 amino acids. The record is from RefSeq and is a predicted model, not a curated record. Gene Ontology annotation, molecular function: alcohol-forming very long-chain fatty acyl-CoA reductase (NADP+) activity. Gene Ontology annotation, biological process: long-chain fatty-acyl-CoA metabolic process. Lineage: Eukaryota; Fungi; Ascomycota; Sordariomycetes; Diaporthales; Diaporthaceae. Gene Ontology annotation, cellular component: intracellular membrane-bounded organelle.